CCGAAACCAGCAACUAGCUCUUCUCAGCUCUCCUAGCUCUCACACUCCGUCCAGUGCCGCCCCCAGUUUCAAACCGACCCAAACGCGCGGGCAGAGCUGACUGACCGAGCGAGUGGCAAAAUGGUAAGCCGGAUCGCCGACGAGAAGCCGCAGCCGCAGCUGUUGUCCAAGAAGGCCAGUUGCAACAGCCACGGCCAGGACUCGUCCUACUUCCUGGGGUGGCAGGAGUACGAGAAGAACCCCUACGACCCCGUCUCUAACCCCGCCGGCAUCAUCCAGAUGGGCCUCGCCGAGAACCAGCUAUCCUUCAACCUGCUGGAGUCGUGGCUAGAGGCCAACCCGGACGCGCUCGCGCUCCGGCGGGAAGGCGCCUCCGUCUUCCGCGAGCUCGCGCUCUUCCAGGACUACCACGGCAUGCCGGCAUUCAAGAAUGCAUUGGCGAGGUUCAUGUCAGAACAGAGGGGGUACAGGGUGGUGUUCGACCCGAGCAACAUCGUGCUCACCGCCGGCGCCACCUCGGCCAACGAGGCGCUCGUGUUCUGCCUCGCCGACCACGGGGACGCCUUCCUCAUCCCCACUCCAUACUACCCAGGGUUCGACCGCGACCUCAAGUGGCGUACCGGCUCCGAGAUCGUCCCCGUGCACUGCAAGAGCGCGGACGGCUUCCGUGUGACGCGUACCGCGCUGAACGACGCAUACCGCCGCGCCCAGAAGCGGCGGCUGCGCGUCAAGGGCGUGCUCAUCACCAACCCAUCCAACCCGCUCGGCACCACGUCCCCGCGCGCCGACCUCGAGAUGCUCGUCGACUUCGUCGCCGCCAAGGGCAUCCACCUCGUCAGCGACGAGAUCUACUCUGGCACGGCCUUCGCCGAGCCGGGCUUCGUCAGCGUCCUCGAGGUCGUGGCCGCACGCGGCGGCGCGGAUGUGUCGGACCGCGUGCACGUCGUGUACAGCUUGUCCAAGGACCUCGGCCUCCCUGGCUUCCGCGUGGGCGCCAUCUACUCCUCCAACGCCGCCGUCGUCUCCGCGGCGACCAAGAUGUCCAGCUUCGGUCUCGUCUCGUCCCAGACGCAGCACCUGCUCGCCAUGCUCCUCAGCGACAAGGACUUCACCCGCAAAUACAUCGCGGAGAACAAGCGGCGGAUCAAGGAGCGGCGCGACCAGCUCGUGAAGGGCCUCAGGGCGAUCGACAUUGGUUGCCUGGAGAGCAACGCCGGUCUGUUCUGCUGGGUGGACAUGGGCCACCUGAUGCGCAGCCGGUCGUUCGAGGGGGAGAUGGAGCUGUGGAAGAAGGUGGUGUUCGAGGUGGGGCUCAACAUCUCCCCGGGCUCCUCGUGCCACUGCCGCGAGCCCGGCUGGUUCCGCGUCUGCUUCGCCAACAUGUCCCCCAAGACGCUCGACGUCGCCCUGCAGCGCCUUGGUGCCUUCGUGGAGGCCGGCAAGGGUCUGCGCCGCGCCCCCGCCAGGAGCGUGUACCACCGGUUCGCCACCAAGUGGGCGCUCCGGCUCACCCCGGCCUCCGCCGACCGGAAGGCCGAGCGGUAGCCGGCCGGCUAAAUAAUGCUCAGCCACGUCCAUUACUCGGCAGCAGCACACCACUAGUAGUAAUAGGAGAUUAUUCCUUAUUUGGUACUUGUAAUUUUGUGGUAUAUACUGCCAUUUUUCCUCGCAGCGCCGGCGCCGAGGUGCUGAGGGCCGCUGUUGUAUUAGGUAGCAGGAGGUAACGAUCGGUCCAUGCACAUGCACCCGUCCCCGUCUGGCAUCGCAUCGUGUAUUUUUUGACUGGAAUUUCUCCUGGAUUUUCCGGUUGUUUGGUGUACGCAGUCGCUGUAUGUCAUUAUUACGAUGAUGAUUAUUGGUUACUGGUCAAUAAAGAAGUUUCAGAUAUAUUGUAUACUA
Messenger RNA from Phragmites australis (common reed), 1899 nucleotides. Its product is annotated as 1-aminocyclopropane-1-carboxylate synthase 1-like. Bases 121 to 1545 code for a protein of 474 amino acids. The transcript is spliced from 3 exons. The record is from RefSeq and is a predicted model, not a curated record. Lineage: Eukaryota; Viridiplantae; Streptophyta; Magnoliopsida; Poales; Poaceae. Gene Ontology annotation, molecular function: pyridoxal phosphate binding; transaminase activity. Gene Ontology annotation, biological process: amino acid metabolic process; biosynthetic process.